Messenger RNA from Morone saxatilis (striped sea-bass), 1958 nucleotides. RefSeq names its product cyclin J (gene ccnj). Gene Ontology annotation, cellular component: cytoplasm; cyclin-dependent protein kinase holoenzyme complex; nucleus. Bases 186 to 1286 code for a protein of 366 amino acids. Gene Ontology annotation, biological process: mitotic cell cycle phase transition; regulation of cyclin-dependent protein serine/threonine kinase activity. The transcript has 6 exons. Gene Ontology annotation, molecular function: cyclin-dependent protein serine/threonine kinase regulator activity. NCBI's taxonomy places the organism in Eukaryota, Metazoa, Chordata, Actinopteri, Moronidae. The record is from RefSeq and is a predicted model, not a curated record.
GCUGGUGUUUCCGGUAGCACGUGAAGGCAGCAGUAGCGUUUGCUGAACUCGUGCUGAGCCCGAAAAUCCUCACUGACUACAACAAUGAGUGUGAGCGUGUCCGGCUAGUUUGAAUUGAAGUUUACUUCAGUGAAACUGCCCCUAAUUUCCACUACAUGUGCUCAUUGGAGGUUUCAGUGUGUUAAAUGGAGCUAGAGGACCAAUGGUGGAAAGGACAACUGGCUGCAGACAUCUACCAGGCGCUACGGUACAAAGAGCUCAAGUUGCCCUCCUACAAAGGCCAGUCCCCUCAGCUCAACUUGAGGCGAUACUUUGCAGACCUCAUAGCCAUCGUCAGCAACCGCUUCAGGCUGUGUCCUGCAGCCAGACACCUGGCCGUCUACCUGCUGGACCUCUUCAUGGACCGCUAUGAUGUCACGGUGCAGCAGCUUCACAUGGUCUCUCUCUCGUGUCUCCUUUUGGCCAGUAAAUUUGAGGAAAGGGAGGACCGGGUGCCAAAGCUGGAGACACUGAACAGCCUGGGCUGCAUGAGCUCCAUGAACCUGGUCCUGACCAAACAGGGUUUACUUCACAUGGAGCUGCUCCUGCUGGAGACCUUCCAGUGGAACCUGUACCUCCCUACAGCCGCUCAUUUCAUUGAAUACUACCUGUCUAUUGCCGUCAACGAGGGAGACCUCCAUGAUGGCUGGCCUAUGACCUGCCUGGAUAAGACCAAACUAUACAUGGCCAAGUAUGCUGAUUACUUCCUGGAGGUUUCCUUGCAAGAUCAUGUGUUUUUGUGUUUUGCACCCUCACUGGUGGCUGCGGCGUGUGCGGCCACCUCCCGCCUCAUCCUCCACCUGUCCCCGACAUGGCCGCCCCGACUGCAGCGUCUGACAGGCUACACAUGGGAGAACCUGGUCCCAUGUGCCGAGAAACUACUCAUUGCACAUGACAGUGACGUUAAAGAGGCCAACAAGCUGAAGUGCCAGCAGCCUGGUCAGCAGCAGCAGCAGCAGGGCCAGUCGAUGUACCACGGUUCAGGCCAGACAGCCACUGUGGCCCAGUACCUGCACCGGCCCAGCAUGCCGUAUCCCCAGCAGGCUCCGCAGCCCGGCCUGGCCUCUAACCACAGGCCUGCCUCCUACCUCAGCCACUCCACCACCAACCUGCAGGCUCCUAAUGGCCCCCAGCAUGGCAACACCCAGGCCAUAACUACCUCACUGGAUCCAAAGUCUAAUAUUCCCAACAGGGCUUACCAAGUCAGCAUGCACUACACCUGUGCUGCUCCGUGCUUUGACAGAUGAUGGAUUUUCAGGAUUUUGUCUUUUUUUGGGCAGUAAGAGAUAAGAGAUGUGAUCUGUUUCUCUUGAACAUAACAAAAUACACUGAAAAAAAGAGUGUUUUUAAUUUAAAGAGACUUGAUGAGAUUAAUACAGCACUUUGACAAUAAGGUGUACGUAAUGUGCAAUAUGCAUACUCUGCUGUAAUUUUCUGUGGAGAGCCUGCAUUAGGAAUUUUUUGUUUUGUUUGAGAUAUCAAGUAUGAAUGUUGCUGUGAGGUGGCUAGAAGCAGAGCUUGCACCUCUGUACCCACUAGUGUUACUGUAUAGUUUAGCUGCAGACCAAAAGUCUUGUAUUUAUUUGAGCCAGAUUACCUCCGAAGUAUUGAACGUACAAAUACCUCGUGCCUGUAGCCUUUAUGACUGUUUCGAUGCUAAGUUAAGGGCGCUUACAAAAAGGGACUUUGGUUGAGAUAAGAGAGCACAGUUUGUGUUAGUGUUCUGUACCUCGAAUUCUUUUUUUUCUUUUUUUUUUGCUUUUUGAUUUGUGUCAUUGGUAAAACUAAAAGAAUAUACUCCUCUAGAUGUCAGUUUCUUUGCAGAGAAAAUUGUUGCUCUUUGUACACAGAGGAUUUCAGUCAGUGCUGUGCACUUCUACAAUGAUAAUUUUAAAUAAAAUACAAAUCUGUGUUGAACU